Messenger RNA from Cucurbita pepo subsp. pepo (vegetable marrow), 475 nucleotides. Lineage: Eukaryota; Viridiplantae; Streptophyta; Magnoliopsida; Cucurbitales; Cucurbitaceae. The record is from RefSeq and is a predicted model, not a curated record.
AUGCUUUAUGUCUCUAUAAUAGUUGCCGGUUGUGAUACUUUGCGAGCCGUUGAUUGCCGCCCACGGGCGUUCCUUCUUUGUGCUAUUCGAUUCAGGCCAACUUAUCUUUCCGCCAUGUCGUCCAAGCAAGGAGGGAAAGCAAAGCCUUUGAAGCAACCCAAGGUUGACAAGAAAGAAUAUGAUGAGGUUGAUCUGGCGAAUAAGCAAAAGAAGAAGGACGAGGAAAAGGCGCUGAGAGAGCUGAAAGCGAAGGCCCAACAGAAGGGGGCCUUUGGAGGUGCUGGGCUGAAGAAGAGUGGGAAGAAAUGAUGAACUUCCCACGCAAUAUAUGGUAUAAUGAAAACUGAAUAAUGUAAGAGUCGAAUGCUUUCUUCUCUUCUCUUCUGUUCUUCUCUUCUGUUCUGUUCUGUGCAAAAAUCUGGAAAACCAGAAUGAAAUAUGAAUGAAUGGUUAUUGAAGUUUGAGUGCUUUUCAA